GAGGAGUCCCCCGAAUUACCGUCAUCGGGAAUCAGGCGAACUCGUCGAGCAUGGGGGAGACGAGGAAGAAGACGAAGCCGAAGCCGAAGACCUCCGACGACGAAGCCGAAGCGACCGGAGAGCUCGCCUCGCCUCACGCUUUCUCGCUCCACCUGGCGUGCGGGCUGAGCCUGGCGGCGGCGCUGUGGAUCGCCCGCGCCGGCGGCGAAUCCGUCGAUCUCGUCUCCGAUCCUUCUCGAACUCUCCGCCUCGUCUGGGUCAUCGAGUGCCCGAUCGCGAUCCUUCUCUACAGUCUCGCCAGAGAGAGGCCUGCGCAAACCUCGUAUAUAAGAGCUGUCGUUCGUGGCGCGCUUGCAUUGCCGGCCGGUCGGUUUGCUUUCCGGGCAAUGGUUAAUGCUUUGGGAGCCAUUGCAUUGGGCGCGCCUGUUGGGACGCAGUACUUGGCGAAGACCAUUAACUGGUCCCUCGUGAUGUCGACCUGGACUGUCGUGCCAGCUGCUUGUGUUUUUGGUGCCUCAUGGAACAGUUGGCAACGUAUCUUCGCAUUUACAAAGCCGAUCAGUUCUAUAGAUUUCAUGAUUUGUCUGCCUGCUCAUGGUGCAAUUAUUGGAGCUUGGUUUGGUGCAUGGCCUAUGCCACUUGAUUGGGAAAGGCCAUGGCAGGAGUGGCCGAUCUGUGUGAGUUACGGAGCCAUGAUAGGGUACCUUGUUGGGAUGGUGGCAUCUCUGGGCUUUAUUCUCCUUCGACAUGGACAUGAUCAUGUGAAAGUCGACUAGUGGACUGAGUCUGGGAAUAUCGUUGGCAAUUGUGCUGCAGGAGCUGCUUUCAAGAUGACUACAGCAUCCUUCACAAUUUAAACAAAUCCUGUUAACAGCAGAUAUUCUUGUCCCUCCAACUUUCAUAUGCUUUCCAGAGGAAUCUACCUUAUCAUUUUUCAUCUACUUAUGCUUCAUGGUGAGGGUUUUCAGGGUGCACACCUGAACUGCUAAAUGAUGUUGAUGCCAAUCGAUCUAUUAUUUUUCAGCAGUGAAAACAAGGGAAACCUGAGACACCAGAGGUCUGCUUUGUUCAAUGACAACAGCAAUCCUAUUGACAUCCCGGUAGGUAAUUACUUAGCUUCUCAAAAACGCAUCGACUCCAAGGCAGUGAAAAAGCUUUCAGUGUGAAGAAGCAAAAUUUUGAUAGGAAAAGUUUUGUCCAUUAAUGUUGUCCAUACUUAUGUGGGAGUGCAGUCAGCAGUCUCAGAACAGCUUUUGCUAGCCUAGUUUCAUGAUUGUAUGUUUGCUGUCAUUUUUUUGUUGCUGUUGUAGUUAAAGUAUCUUCCUUCGCAUUGGCGUUUCUUCCAUUUGGUUCUUGGCUUAUAGCUGGGAGCACUGUUGAAAAUCAAACAGACUGCCUGGUAUGAGAGCGGGGAACUUUUGUUUCUUGAUUCCACAGUUGGAGGAAGAAUGAGAGUACCUUUCAUUGGAGUUUGCAGCUGAGGUGGUGCCUCUGCUGCAACACGCCCUACAUUAUGUUCUGCGUUUGCUGAUUUAGCAGCGCAUCUCGGACUGUAGAGACUAAGAGCAGGGCAUUUGCUCUCUCUUUCCUGCUUACGACCAUUCCUGGUUUAAUGAGGACAGCUUGGGGGAGUGAUGGCAAUAACAGUUUAUGAGAAACAGAAUCAAUUAUCACCAUAUUUGUAAAACGCUUUAUUCUUGUACA
Molecule: messenger RNA, 1704 nt
Organism: Eucalyptus grandis
Lineage: Eukaryota; Viridiplantae; Streptophyta; Magnoliopsida; Myrtales; Myrtaceae
Product: phosphatidylinositol-glycan biosynthesis class F protein
Exons: 8
Coding region: 51-776 (241 amino acids)
Biological process (GO): GPI anchor biosynthetic process
Cellular component (GO): endoplasmic reticulum membrane
Source: RefSeq, a predicted model, not a curated record